Ophidiomyces ophidiicola is the source of this 591-nucleotide messenger RNA. RefSeq lists its product as uncharacterized. NCBI's taxonomy places the organism in Eukaryota, Fungi, Ascomycota, Eurotiomycetes, Onygenales, Onygenaceae. Bases 1 to 591 code for a protein of 196 amino acids. The record is from RefSeq and is a predicted model, not a curated record. The transcript has 3 exons.
AUGGGAGCUGGGGGAUCCAAACCCGUGGAGAAGAGCGCAAGCUCAAAACUUGUCUUUCGAAGUGAAACUCCAGUCCAAUUCUCCCAGAAUCUCGUUGAAUCGUUACAAUGUAGCUCGGAGACCGACUCGUCCCGCGCGCAAACCAUAGAACUCCAUAUCCAAACCCGCGUUGCGGAAGAGCUCCAGCGCAUCCAAGCUCGUGAAAGCCAGACACUUGCCGACCUGGAACAACGACUAGCUGACGCGACCUCAUCAUCGGAAACUACUGAUCAUUCGUUGUUGUCCCUUGAUGCACCGCGAGUCCCACUCUCCAGUUUAGAGACUACUUCCCAGCUAGCAGACCAGAAUAUCCCUAAGCGCGAUAUAAACAGCCAGCAGGUAGCACAGAAGAUUGAAGAAUUGCGCCAAAAACUGGCCGAGAGACGAAAAAUUAAGGAGGUCGAUGCCGGCGUUGAGAAGGCUAGGGAAGGUGUUGUUAGUUGUUUAAGAGCGAAUCAGAAACGGCCACUGGAUUGCUGGGAAGAGGUAAAUACUUUUAAAAUGGAGGUUGCGAGGCUGGAGAGAGAUUGGGUCAAGAAAGUCAUUAAUUGA